AAGUCAUGCUUCGAAUCUGUUCCACGUUGGCUCGAGAUACCUCAGAAUCCAGCUCCUUCUUAAAGGUGGACCCACGAAAGAAACAAAUCACGUUGUAUGACCCACUGACUUGCGGAGGUCAAAAUGCCUUUCAAAAGAGAGGAAGCCAGGUCCCGCCAAAGAUGUUUGCCUUUGAUGCCGUUUUUCCACAAGAUGCUUCCCAGGCUGAAGUGUGUGCUGGAACCGUGGCGGAGGUGAUCCAGUCUGUGGUCAACGGGGCAGAUGGCUGCGUGUUCUGCUUCGGUCAUGCCAAGCUGGGAAAAUCCUACACCAUGAUUGGAAAAGAUGAUUCCAUGCAGAGCCUCGGCAUCAUCCCCUGUGCUAUCUCGUGGCUCUUCAAGCUCAUCAAUGAACGGAAGGAAAAGACCGGAGCCCGUUUCUCAGUCCGCAUCUCAGCAGUGGAGGUGUCGGGGAAACAGGAGACCCUUCGGGACCUGCUGUCUGAGGUGGCCACGGGCAGCCUGCAGGACGGCCAGUCCCCUGGGGUGUACCUCUGCGAGGACCCCAUCUGUGGCAUGCAGCUGCAGAACCAGAGCGAGCUGCGUGCCCCCACCGCAGAGAAGGCCGCCUUCUUCCUGGAUGCCGCAAUCGCCUCCCGCAGGAGCCACCAGCAGGACUGGGAUGAGGAUGACCACCGCAACUCCCACAUGCUUUUCACCCUGCACAUCUACCAGUACCGGAUGGAGAAGAGUGGGAAAGGUGGAAUGUCUGGAGGACGAAGCCGCUUGCACCUCAUUGACCUUGGCAGUUGUGUGAAAGCCCUGAGCAAGAAUCGGGAAGGGGGCUCAGGGCUGUGCCUCUCGUUGUCUGCUCUGGGCAACGUCAUCCUGGCUCUCGUCAAUGGGAGCAAACACAUCCCAUACAAGGACAGCAAGCUCACCAUGUUGCUGCGGGAGUCCCUGGGGAACAUGAACUGCCGCACCACCAUGAUUGCUCACAUCUCGGCAGCGGCGGGGAACUACGCAGAAACCCUGUCCACCAUCCAGAUUGCAUCCCGAGUCCUAAGGAUGAAGAAAAAGAAGACGAAGUACACGUCGAGCUCCUCAGGGGGAGAAAGCUCCUGUGAAGAAGGCCGGAUGCGCCGGCCCACGCAGCUGAGACCAUUCCACACCAGGAAUGCCGUGGACGCCGACUUCCCAAUCCCUCCCUUGUCCAGUGACCCCGACUACUCGUCCAGCAGCGAGCAGUCCUGCGACACCGUCAUCUACAUCGGGCCUAACGGCACAGCCCUCUCUGACAAGGAGCUCACUGACAACGAGGGCCCCCCCGACUUUGUCCCCAUCGUGCCAGCCUUGCAGAAGACCAGAAGCGACAGCCGGCCUGGCGAGGCAGGAGAGGCUGCCGCCUGCAAGUCAGAAAGGGACUGCCUGAAGUGCAACACGUUUGCGGAGCUGCAGGAGAGGUUGGAUUGCAUCGAUGGCAGCGAAGAGCCCAGUACGUUUCCUUUUGAAGAGCUGCCUGUCCCGUUGGGGGCCGAGCAGGCCGGCAAAUGCCCCUCACUAAGCCAAGCUGCUGGGGCCGACUCCCUCUCUGAGUCGGAGAAGGAAGAGAACAGCUCUGGCAGCCAGCUGACGGAGAGGGAAGGUGCUGACCCUUCGGCCGCCUGCGGGAUGCAGCGGAACCACUCCCCCGUGCUGGUCCUGGCCGCGGCACUCAGCGGCAGCCCGGGGCCUUCCUCUCCCAGAAGCAUCCCGGGCAGCAGCAGCCAGCACAGUGCCUCCCCACUGGUGCAGAGCCCCAGCCUCCAAAGCAGCCGCGAGAGCCUCAACUCCUGUGGCUUUAUGGAAGGGAAGCCCCGGCCGAUGGGCUCACCCCGACUGGGCAUCGCUAGCUUGUCCAAGACCUCAGAGUACAAGCCUCCCAGCUCUCCUUCUCAGAGAUGCAAGGUCUACACCCAGAAGGGCGUCCUGCCCGCUCCUGCCCCCCUGCCUCCUCUGAGCAAGGAUUCUGGCAUGGUGUCAAGUGAGUCCUUGCUGCAGCCCGAGGUCCGAACCCCCCCGGUUGGAAUGAGCCCCCAGAUUUUGAAGAAAUCCAUGUCAGCUGGCAGCGAGGGGCUCCCCGAAGCCCCUCUUGAGGAUGAGCAUGCUGCAGCAAUGUCUCCAGAGUCCAAGCAGGAGAUCUUGAGCACCACCACAGUGACGGUGCAGCAGCCCCUGGAGCUGAACGGCGAGGACGAACUGGUCUUCACCCUGGUGGAGGAGCUGACCAUCAGCGGGGUCCUGGACAGCAGCCGGCCCACCAGCAUCAUCAGCUUCAAUAGUGACUGCUCCGUGCAGGCCUUGGCCUCCGGCUCUCGGCCUGUCAGCAUCAUCAGCAGUAUCAGCGAGGACCUGGAAUGCUACUCAAACGUGGCUUCUGUCUCCGAGGUCAGCAUCACGCAGUUCCUGCCCUUCCCGAAGCUGGCGCUGGACGAGAAGGCCCGGGAGCCCAGGAGCCGGCGCUCCUCCAUCAGCUCCUGGCUGAGCGAGAUGAGCACAGGCAGUGAUGGCGAACAGUCCUGUCACAGCUUCAUAGCCCAGGCUUGCUUCGGGGAUGGCGAAGCCAUGGCUGAGCCUCCAGCCUCGGAGUUUGUCAACAGCAUCCAGAACACCGCCGUGGUGUGCAGGGAGAAGCCCAAGGCGGGCCCCGAUAAUGUGCUCAUCUUGUCUGAAAUGGGGGAGGAUGCUUUCAACAGGGGCACCCCCAUCAAAGCUUGCAAGAUAUCAACUCUGGGCAAAACCAUGGUCACCAUCUCCAACACGGCCAAUCUGGGCCGCUGUGAAGGCUACCUCCCCAUGAAGACCAACAUCACCGUCUAUCCCUGCAUUGCCAUGGGCCCCCUGGACAUCCAGGAGACCGAGAUGUCCACCACCUCACGCAGCUCGGCCCUGCCCCAGGAGACCCUAGAGACCAGUGCCAAGAGGGAGAUGAAAUUCGAGGACCCUUGGCUCAAACGAGAAGAAGAGGUGAAAAAAGAGAACACUUAUCCUAACGAAGAGAUUCGGUGUGAGACUGGGCCCAGCCCCACAAAGCCCAAGGCUGGGCCUGAGCAGGGGCAGGAGCCGGAGGUCGGCGCAGGCGACAGGCUCAGCAGCAGCAGCGGGGAGGUCUCUGCCUCCCCGAUGGCCGACAACUGCCACAGAAUCGUGGAUGGCUGCGAGAUGGCCUUGCCCACUCCGACGGCCCAGAGCCCUGGGCCUUCCAAUAGGAACCUGAAGUCCAGCAGCCUCCCCAGGGCUUUCCAGAAAGCCAGCAGACAGGAGGAGCUAGACAGCCUCUUCUACCACUGUGCUGCCGAGCUCAGUGGCGUGGGCACAGCUUUGGGCACCCAGCCCACCAAAGCAACCCUGGAGAGGAAGAUGGCGUCACCCAAGCAUUGCGUCCUGGCUCGGCCCAAGGGGACACCCCCUCUUCCCCCUGUCCGAAAGUCCAGCUUGGACCAGAAGAACAGGGCCAGCCCCCAACACAGUACGGGCAGCAGCAGUACCAGCAGCCCCUUGAACCAGCCAGCCACUUUCUUGGCCAGCUUCCCAGAUGAGCCCGGUAGCAAAAUGAAGGAUGCCAGCAGUAGCAGCAAGCUCUUCAGUGCCAAACUAGAACAGCUGGCCAGCCGGACCAACUCCCUGGGUCGGACGACCGUCAGCCACUACGAAUGCCUCUCACUGGAGAGGGCCGAGAGUCUAUCGUCCAUGAGCUCCCGGAUGCACGCGGGCAAGGACAGCACCAUGCCCCGUGCGGGGAGGAGCCCGGGCCGCAGCGCAGGGGCCUCGCCAACCAACUCGGGCACCACCCAGUCUGCGGGGGCCUCCCCCAAGGCCAGCCAGUCCAAGAUCUCCGCUGUGAGCAAGCUUCUCUUGGCCAGCCCCAAGGCGCGGAGCCUGUCCACCUCCGCCACCAAAACCCUCAGCUUCUCCACCAAGUCCCUGCCCCAGUCCGUGGGCCAGAGCUCCAACCUGCCCCCCAGCGGGAAGCACAUGUCCUGGUCCACCCAGUCUCUGAGCAGGAGCAGGGGCUCCGGCUCGGGCCUGGCAGCCAAGCUGCCCCUGCGAGCAGUCAACGGCCGCAUCUCCGAACUGCUGCAGGGCAGCGCGGGUCCCCGGGCGCUGCAGCCGCGCGCCGGGCCCGAGGCAGACGAGCGUGGUGGCCAUGCGGAGGAGAAGGCCGCGGCCCCCGUGCACGUGCUGCCCUCGCCUUACAGCAAGGUCACCCCGCCGCGCAAGCCCCACCGCUGCAGCAGUGGGCACGGCAGCGACAACAGCAGCGUGUUGAGCGGGGAGCUCCCGCCGGCCAUGGGGAAGACAGCCCUCUUCUACCACAGCGGGGGGAGCAGUGGCUACGAGAGCAUGAUGCGCGACAGCGAGGCCACGGGCAGUGCCUCCUCCACCCAGGACUCCAUGAGCGAGAACAGCAGCUCCGUCAGCGGGAGGUGCCGCAGCCUCAAAACUCCGAAGAAACGGUCCAAUUCAGGCUCACAAAGACGACGGCUCCUCCCAGCGCUCUCCCUGGACACAUCCUCCCCGGGCAGAAAGCCCACCAAUAGCUCCGGGGUCCGCUGGGUGGAUGGCCCCCUGCGGAGCAGCCAGAGGGGCCUCGGGGAACCUUUCGAGAUUAAAGUCUAUGAAAUCGACGACGUGGAGCGGCUGCAGCGGCGGCGAGGGGGCAGCGGCAAGGAGGUCGCGUGCUUCAACGCAAAGCUGAAAAUCCUGGAGCAUCGCCAGCAGAGGAUCGCCGAGGUCCGGGCCAAGUAUGAGUGGCUGAUGAAGGAGCUGGAGAUGACCAAGCAGUAUCUGAUGCUGGAUCCCAACAAAUGGCUGAGUGAAUUUGACUUGGAGCACGUUUUGGAACUGGAUUCCCUGGAGUACCUGGAAGCGCUCGAGUGCGUGACGGAGCGCCUGGAGAACCGUGUCAACUUCUGCAAGGCCCACCUCAUGAUGAUCACCUGCUUCGACAUCACUUCUCGGCGCCGAUAAGAAGAGCUGGACCCCUGGCCCACAGCCCCUCACAGAGACGGUCACACCCUGGGUUGGCAGCACUCAAAGACACUAGAACGAGGAUGAAGGUUGGUGGCAAGUCUGGAGCGGACGUUGAAUAGAAGGCGAGGAUUCUUUUGUGUUCUGUAGGACAGGUGCACACACCAAACACGUGGAAGGAGACAAUGAUGGGAAGCCCAAGGGACGUCACAGCCCCACGAGACUGAAAAAGCACUUUGAGGAACUUUAAAGACCUUGUUUGUACAUAAGAACUGUUAGCAAAAGACACCUCCCCCUUCUCGCUUUCCGAGGACGGGGAGGGUGGGCGUAGGAUUGCCGUGGAAGCUAAAGGAAAACAACAGGAAAAAAGUUACCCAGAAUGACUGAUUAAGUGCCUUGCAAAUCUUUAUUAUUACCCAAACAUUUAUGUUCGUACUGUCUUGUGUACAGAUGGUGCUAGUCAAGACGAAAACAGCAACGACGCAACAACGGAAAACGAACCCCCAACACAUCUUUUGCAGUGUAUUUAUAGCUCGUUUCCUCUUGGUGUUUUAUCCUCUUUCUAACUCACUGUUUCUAAGGAUGUUGUGUUUGUAGAGAUUUCCUAAUCAGUAUUGCAUAUGAAUAAAUGUUAACCGUCCUCUAUGGUUCUUCUGGUCAGGCCUCUUGGCAGAGCCCGGAGACUUCAUCACACAAACCAGGGUGUUCCCUGAGGUUGUGAGCAGCAGGGGAGGCAGGAUGCCACCUCCCAGACAGCACACGGCCAGGGACAGACUCAGCACUGAGUGAGGAGCAGGCGCACAUGAGCUCUAGCAAGCAGAAGAGAAAGACUAACCCAUAUGGUGUGGGCCCUGCGUGACUCUCAUCAGUAGGAUGGUCUGUUCCCAGUUCCCUCGCUAAGUCUGGACACAUGGACUGAUCCUUUCCCCAGCAAUCCAGGCCUCGCAAGGGCCCCCGAUGUUCCUCAUGUUCAUUUCUAUCCCAAAGACUCUUGGUUGAAAGCUUGAACCAUUCCCACAGAGCCAUACUUUUUAAUUUUCGAGUUUUGUCUAUUGAUGAAAGCAGCCCCCUCUCCCCCCCACCUCCCCAAGGAGAGACCAUCAUCUCGGGCUGACCUAAGCUAAGAGACUCAAGCAGUUUGAGUUGAGGACAAGAUCAGGUCUUGAGAUUGCAAAGCGAGUGCACUUUCCUGUUGUGCAGACGAGCGAGACGUUCAGCUCCUACCCAAGAAGGCUGAAGGCCCUCACCCUUGACACCUGGAGGCAGAGAAAGCUGCCUUCUCGACAACUCCUUGACUGUGGAGAGGCACAGGGCCGAGGUUAAGGAAUACAGGAACGCAGCUCUUGUAUUGUCCGUCUCUGCGCAGUUUACUCCGACUCGUGUGGGCCACAUGUCAGACUGUGACAUUGCCCCAUCCUGUGCCAUCUCCAUGGUCCUUGGCAUGUUUGGGCCCUUUGUUGUAGCCAUUGUGUCCACUCAUCUCAUUGACAGUCGCCCUGGUUUUGGUUGACCCCUACUUUAUCAAACAUGAUGUCGUUCUUCGCUUCCCAAGACUUAGAACCUUCUCAGAUUUAGAUUCAUCCUUCCCUACAAUAUUUCCCUAAGGGAUUAGUGAACUCACCAGAGUGAUAGAACCCAAGGAAGUGAGUGGUCAAGGGAUUUGCCUGGUAACAGCUGUGGGGCGGCAGAGGCAGCUCAGGGCCCUCUCCCAGAGGGCCAGCUUUCUUGAUGCUGAGGGAGCCAGCAAUUUGCACAUAGUCCUCUUCAAGUUUUCACCUCCAAUGCUAUAGACCUCCACGAGUCUCUUUAGGCGAGAUAGUGGCCGCUAACCAAUUCCCCAAAGAAGGUGUUCUGCCAGUGCCCCUGUGAACACAUCACUCCCAGCUCAGCCAGCUCGGCACCCAGCAGGGCUCAGCGAACUCUGUAGCGGGGAGCUGAUGUCUCCUGAGCCUCAGAGCACUCGUCCCAGCAGCCUGUGGACUUAGGACAGGGCAAAGCUGGCCCUGUUUGCUCACUGGUUUUGAGACCAGCCCGUCAACUAGACACCAACUCCGAGGAUCCUAAGUCGUAAUUGGCACGUUCUGUAUGAGUCUGCUCAGAAGCAGAGGGGCUCACAGGAGAUCCGCCCCAAUGUGCUGGUUAAAGGCAUGGGAGUUAUAAGUUACAUGGAGUUAGCCAUUUCCCCCUCUGUAGCAUCACCCAACUUCAGUUGUGUGUCAUCCCAGUUUCUUAACGGAAGCCCAUUCUGGAGGACAUCUCCAUGAAGCGGAACCGAGCCUGGGCUCCCAGCACUUGUGUGAGUAGGUGAAAGCUGCUGGGUCCUCAAAGGCGCCAGCUUGGGUUUCAGUUUAGCCCUGGGCAGCCCUUCUGGUUGUUAGUGUGAAAUACGCCACUUCACGCAAAGCCUGUCCUGUCCCGGGUGAGUAUUCCAAGUCCUGUUGGCACUUCAUUCACUUGAUACGGACCCAGUGUGCUCGCUUUGGCCCUGGGGUACAGGCUGCAUUCACCUCCCUAAGCCAUCAGCUCCAGGAUACGGGUGCCUUUCCUGGAGGAAAACCAAGUGAGAAGAGCUACCUAGAUUUCAAACCUCGGCCACCGGGCUCUUUCCUAGCCAGGCCCCUGCCUACGCCCCCUUUCUUACAUUUAGCACAGCGGGGCGUGAAACCAAGAACUGUUUCCCUGAGAUUGCCUGCCCAAGCUGCUGAGGCAACCUUACAGAGCAAAUGCACGGGACUCUGUGGGCCAUGGGUUAGGAAAGCAAUUCCAUGUGCAUGUUGUCCAUUCUGGCUUUUUCUUUAAGCCUAAGGAAGCUGACAAUGUAUUCAUUUACCAGAGAUGGAUAAACCAUGGAUCUGUGCUAGGUGUUCGUUCCUGGCUCUGCCUAGACACAGCAGACCUGGCCAACCCCUGAAGAAUGAUGCUCUGUGCAAUGACCGUAAGGUUGUUCCAGAUUGCACUUUGGUUUGGACAACAGCCCACAGAGACAAAGAGGAAUGACAAAAACCAAAUUAAUUGCCCUCAAGUCGAUCUUGUUUUACUGGAUAGGGUAGAACAGCCCCGGUGGGUUUUCAAGACUAUCACUCUUUACGGGAGUAGAAACCAUCAUUCCCCCCCAAGGAGCAGCCAAUGGUUUCAAACUGCUGACCUUGCAGUGAGCAGCCCAAUGUACAACCACUCGUUCACCAAGGAGGCCAUGGAGCCAAUUUCUAGUGCAUUAUUCACAAAUGAAAAGAUCAGGAGAAUGUUUGUUUGCAAUUAAUGUUUAGAUAUGAAAGCCCCGACUUGUCUGAAAGGUACCAUCUCCCCCAAAUACAAAAUCGAUCAGUUUGAGAGUAGAUCAAAACUAAGAUUCCACAGCCAUAACCUCCCAACUGCUGCCAGCACGCACCCCUUCCCCCCAGGAAAAGGAAAGAAAAGAAGGAGAAAGCAAAUGGUGAUACUGUCGGUCCAGGAGCAAGGCCAGAUAGUAUUUCAUGAUGGUGUUUCAUGCUGAGGUAGUUUGCUUUAUCCUGGGCGUCCAAUUCCCACCUGACAACUGCCACCUUUGAUCUACUUGUCCUUGAAGUCCCCUCUGAGUCCUGGGGAAGCUGCCUCUCCCUUUCAUCUCUGCCUGAUUUGAAAUCAGAGCACUCUGCCUGUUGUUUUAUCUCCGUUGCUAUUCGGAACAUGGGGACUCAGGAUGCAAAUGCAGAGGUUGGUCUCAUAUUGACACAGGUGGGGCUCAUACAAGGACCCCCACAGGAGGCUGCAGUUGUUUGGGUUUGUUUCCCCCCAAUAUUAGAAGCUGGGAUAAAAGACCAGGCAGUCGGCUUGGGGAAUUUGGCAGACAGGAGCUAGGCCCGGCUUGUCAUAAAUUAGCCUCAAGCCUAGUGUGUCCCUGUAAGGUGACAGUGAUUCCAUUACAGUCACACAUGCAUGACGGUGGUUCGCAAAGUAACACAGACUCAAUAGUGUGUUUGCUGCGUGGGUCUGCUGUGGAGCAAGACACGCAGUUGUGCCUACACGGGGACGCCGCUUCUGUCCCUGUGGGCAGCGCCUCCUUUGGGCUUCCAAUUCUAAUGCUCAUCGUCAGCUUGGUUAGGCUGUAAGCCUCCCCGACUGGGAUCAAAUCACAUUCAAAACCUGGUUGUUAUUCUUGGGGUAGAGGGUCAGGCUUCCAGGAGCGCACUUUGUGUUCAAUGCAAACAUCGCUGCCCGCGUCCUCGCGAUGGCAAUGUUGCCCUGACUGUAGCUCCGCUCCUCAUUCCACACAGGGCUCCAGACUGAACAGCAGCGAGUUCACUUCCAGACUGAACAUGGCAGCGUGCCUAAACGCACACACUGUGUUUUCCUUCCAGACUCUUGGCCCUCUCUGAGCAUCUACGCAAAGAUUUCCUAACUUUUCAGGCAUGGACCCUGAAGCCAUAGCCGUACAAAGGACAACUUUGAAGUCCUGUUCGCUGCUAGCUGAUACAGAGUCCACUGUGGCUCCCACCUGCUGUCCUUGUCACCUGGCCCAGCUUCACUGCCAGGUAGCAAGUCCCACACCGGAGGCCAGCACCGCCCCCUGUACUCGGGUCCAGCGGAAAUAAAGCCAGAGGUGCAGUCUCACUGAACACCUUGCCAGUUUAAGUUCUUUCUCUGGGGCUGAGGGUUAGGGAAGGUGGCAGAAAUAUAACGAUCACAUCCAUUUAAUUACAGCAUCUCUCCCAGAAAAUAAUCUGUCAACAUCUGUGGGUAAACAUUCAAUUCAAUUAUGUCAUGGAGCAAUCUUUCUGACAAAAUACAUACCCUUUGUAACAAACUGCUCAUUAUUUCCAGAUUUAAAACACAAAAACAGUUCCAACCCCCAAAAUGCGCUUGACGUUAAAGUCAUUUCUCAAAAAAAAAACCAAAAGAAUCCCCCAAAACCCACAAAUUUAUCUCCCUGUCCCUGAUCAUUGUCUGCAUUGGGGUAACCCCACUCAGAAAUGGAGAUGAUGUCCCAUGUUGGGCAUAAGAGUGGUGUGGGUGCUUGCUGGCCUCUCGGGUGUUAGUCUUCCCAGUGUCUGUUGUGGUGGGCUGGCUCCUGAAACAUGGGCAUGCCUGCAUCUGUGUCUGUGUACAUAGAGGUGACCUUCAAAACCAAAAAAUAAAGAAAGCUCCAACAACAAAAUCCAAAUUAAGGGUCCCUCGACUGCCAGCGAACACCCUGCACAUUCAUGUUCAAUUUUUGAAGAAGCUAUCACGAUCUGUAAUCUCAUGAUGUCUAAUAGCGUUGCCUGCGUCUUAUCAUUUCUGUUUGCCUCGUGGUUGGGAUGUGGCUGGUCAGUGGAUUGGUCUGUGGCUGUGUUUCCUCCGUGCUCUCAAAGUCUGUUGGGGAGACACGGGGUAGGGGUGGGAACAUAGAAAUAACCCAGGAGAAGAGGGAUUACGGUGCAGUCCUCAAAGUACGGGCUUAGUGCAAGAUCUAAGCUGUUCAUAGAAUAAGUGCCCAAAGGGGCCAAGAUACCUUCCUUUUGAAUUUGAGGAUAAUGUAUGUGCGAAGGCGACUGCACAGGCCUGGGGACAAAGGGCCCAGCGUCUUCCGAAUGGGUCACUACUAAAUGGGGUGGGGUAAGCUGAAAAUACUAGGCGUCUACAUUUCCUUAAGAACCCCCCUAUCCCUGGUGCUACUAAAGGGGUUUAGGAAAACACGUAGUAUUUCUUACUUUGAAUCUCUAUAGUACCUGUUUGUUUUUCAUUUCUGGAGAAAACAAAGCACUUUAGUGAGUCUUACAACCCAUGCUGCUUAAGGCAUCGUUUCCCCUCACUGCGCCCCUGAGAGGCAGGGAGGGGCCGGGGGCAGUAGUCUCAUUUAAGAGGCAGCUAAACCUGGGGGGGAAGCCUUAAGCGAGGAGUAAGGGAGCCCCGAGGACCAGGCCCAGCUUCUUCCCCAGCUAUGCAAACUUGGGCAAGUCACUUAACCUUGCUGAGCCUCAGAUUCCCCAUCAGAAAAGUAGGGGUGAUGCCAGCUGCCCUUUGGGAUGGUAUGAAGAAAAAAUGGUAUAAUUGAAGAAAAGUGCUUUGAAGAAAUUAAAGCUCGAUGAGAGCAAGGGAUAAGCACUUAUCAAAGAAGCAACCGUAGUCAAGAGUUCACAAGUGGUCAAGUUCACAGUCAUUUGUGACUGUGCACACAAGUAGCAGAACUGGGAUGUGCAAGGUUUGCUCUUCCCACUAAAUAGCAGUGCUCCAGGCGUGUAUGUGUGAAUUGCACACACCCCUCCUGUGCUCCUGGGUGUGUGUGCAGGGGUGGGGAUGCACACACUGUACAGAGGGUGGGCAGCCUGGGAGAGAGUAUACCAGGUCCCAAAACGGCUUCCUAAUGCCAGUUCGGGCAACAGUCCUCUGGUCUUAGGCAGUUCACCUAACUCCUCUGGAACUUGGUUUUCUAAUCUGCAAAAAGAGGAUGCGUACUAAGUGAUUUCCUGGGUCCUUUGGUCUAGCUCUCUGGUUCCAUGAUGAACAAUGUAUGUAUGUAUAUAGAAAUAUGCUUAUCUGUAGAAACGGGCCGAUUGAUGAUUGGAAACCACCGGCCUGCCCAAGUGCUGUUCUUGUGUCAGAACCCAUGAACUCACCAAGUCCAUAAAAGCUUGUUUCAAAAUUCCGUGCUAGUAGUGGAUGACGUUGCUUUCCAGUCACUGUUUAACUGGAUGAAAAAUGGUGCCAUUUGAAAAAAAAAAGUUCUUAGCACACACGUAUUUGCUGUCCACAUUGUUUUAAUCAAGUUCACUGUUGCCGUCAAGACAUUCAGCCAUUCUGUACUUGGGCAGGUUCCAACAGCCUAUUUGCAAGCAGGCUGGUGUUGUGGGGGGGCCUUUAUGUCGCUAUAUAAAUGUUGCCUGUUGGCUUGAUCACGGUAAAUAUAAGCAGGCUGCUUGGAGAACCGUCCAGAAAAGACAGUUCUCAUUCUCACAAACGGGCGACAUGAUCCCAUUAAGCUGUGUGCCAUUUCCAGUGUGAAGACAUUGUUUGCUGGCUAAGAUCUCUGACUUUUUGUGGCAUAUGAGGUAUAAAAUGUUGUUUGAACAAGAAUCUGGUGUUUAAAAGAAUCAAACUAUGAUGGCAUUAAAUGUUCACUUCUAUUCUA
This is a messenger RNA of Echinops telfairi (small Madagascar hedgehog), 12075 nucleotides long. Its product is annotated as kinesin-like protein KIF26B. The coding region runs from base 6 to 4988 and encodes 1660 amino acids. The record is from RefSeq and is a predicted model, not a curated record. Gene Ontology annotation, molecular function: microtubule binding; microtubule motor activity; ATP binding. Gene Ontology annotation, biological process: microtubule-based movement. The transcript has 10 exons. Lineage: Eukaryota; Metazoa; Chordata; Mammalia; Afrosoricida; Tenrecidae.